CUUGUUAUGUCUGUCUACAAUAAGUCUGAUGUCCAUCCCUCAACCUUCAUUCUCAUUGGCAUUCCUGGGUUGGAGGCAGCACACAUGUGGAUUUCCAUCCCCUUUUGUGUGGUCUACAUUUUGGCGCUAGUGGGAAACUGUUCUCUUCUGUUCAUCAUCAAGACAGACUCCAGCCUCCAUGAGCCAAUGUACCUCUUCCUCUGCAUGUUGGCAGUGGCUGACCUUGUGGUGUGCACUACAGCUGUUCCCAAACUUCUCAGUCUCUUUUGGUUUCAAGAUGGAGAAAUUCCUUUUGAAGCUUGCCUUACUCAGGUCUUCCUAAUCCACUCUUGCUCAACCAUGGAGUCCGGCUUUUUCUUGGCCAUGGCAUUUGACCGUUAUGUGGCCAUUUGUAACCCAUUAAGACACUCAACUAUUUUGACACACACUGUAACUGGAAGGAUAGGUCUAGCUAUUGUACUUCGGGGAAUAGUUCUUCUCAGUCCUCAUCCUUUCUUACUAAGUUGGCUUCCCUAUUGCAGGACCAACAUAAUUUUCCACACGUACUGUGAGUUCAUGGCCCUCAUCAAGAUUGCCUGUGCUGAGACGAGCAUCCGCCGAGCCUACAGCCUCAUUGUUGCUUUCCUCACUGGGGGUGUGGACUUCAUAUUGAUCAUUUGUUCUUAUGUCCUCAUACUCAAUACAGUCUUCCACCUCCCUUCCAAGGAUGCCAGACUCAAGACUCUGGGCACCUGUGGCUCGCAUGUCUGUGUUAUCUUAGUCUCAUAUACUCCUGCCUUCUUCUCCUUCCUCACCCACAGGUUUGGGCACAAAGUGACUCCCCAAGUGCACAUAUUUGUGGCCAACAUAUAUCUUCUUGUACCACCCAUGGUGAAUCCCAUUAUUUAUGGUGUAAGGACCAAGAACAUAAGAAACAGAUUUCUCAAAGUGUUCAGGUUUUCAAAGUUUACAAACCUGAAUUGGUUUGGUUGA
Molecule: messenger RNA, 972 nt
Organism: Microtus ochrogaster (prairie vole)
Lineage: Eukaryota; Metazoa; Chordata; Mammalia; Rodentia; Cricetidae
Product: olfactory receptor 52D1-like
Biological process (GO): G protein-coupled receptor signaling pathway
Cellular component (GO): plasma membrane
Molecular function (GO): G protein-coupled receptor activity; olfactory receptor activity
Source: RefSeq, a predicted model, not a curated record